Zychaea mexicana is the source of this 1898-nucleotide messenger RNA. RefSeq lists its product as uncharacterized. NCBI's taxonomy places the organism in Eukaryota, Fungi, Mucoromycota, Mucoromycetes, Mucorales, Lichtheimiaceae. Bases 1 to 1551 code for a protein of 516 amino acids. The record is from RefSeq and is a predicted model, not a curated record. The transcript is spliced from 4 exons.
AUGAAUGACGAUCCGAUGUGUCAUCUUUUGGGGUGGACCGAAAGGUCAAUGAAGGACGAUCAUUCAGACAAUCGUCCAAAGCAUACUGACACUGACUCGGCACCAGCAACGAGUAACAACAACAACCUCGCCACCGUCAUAGAGGUGCCACCACCGUCUUUCCAGCACCCACAUCAACAACCAGAAUCAUUAGCGUCGCUGUCGUCAAUACCAGCGGAUGGCUCAGGAAACGAACAUCUAGGGCAACAAGACCAUGAAAGAAACAACAGCAGCAGCAGCGCUGUUCAUGUUUCCGCGACACACAACGGAAAGAAAUUACGUCAACGGAUCGUUCGAGCCAAGGAAUUGCCAUUCUAUCAAGGAGGCGUUCGACCCAAACAUGUCAGAAUUGUGCGCUUCAUUGGCCGCUGCGGCUUCAUUGCCAAGGGCGUUGUGUAUGGCAUCAUUGGCGUCUUGAUAAUGACCAAUGUGUCAGGCACGUUCACGCCCAAUGGGAGUCAAGGAAAUGAAUCGCCACAGGGUGCCUUUUUGUUACUGGGUGGCAUUCCUGCUAUUGGCAGACCCAUCCUUGUUGUCAUGGCUAUAGGCCUAAUUACAUAUCUUUGCUGGAGAUUCUGGGAGGCCAUCACGGGUCAAGCGUACGAUGCAACGCUCAGCAAGCGAACCAACUUUUUCCGGUACCGGCUCUCGCCCAUUGUCAGCGGCCUUGUGUAUUGUGGCUACCUGUACUAUCUGAUUCAAAUGAUCUACCAAACCGAAGAGGAGCAACAAAAGACCGCCUCGAGCAACGAGUUUCCUGCGUCGUGGACCGACACGACUGUGGGCAGUGCCUUUGUUGGCAUCUUUGGUGUCGCCUUUAUGAUUGCUUUUGCAACCCAGCUUGUCAAUGCCAUUACCGGCAAUUUUAUUCCGGACCUGAGCACGAGUGACCCGACGACGACGCCGACGACGACGACGACGGCUGCUAGGAAAUGGGAGGCCCGAACGGUCCAUUUGUUUGGCCGAAUCGGGUUUGGUGGACGUGCUGCCAUGUUUGGUACGCUCUCUGGCUUUUUUUGGGAAUCGUUGGCCGAGCGCAAUGAAUCAGGCGAGCUCAACGUGGUGGCUGCGGCCAUUGGAAAGUUGUCAACGCACACCGGCGGAUUGUUCUUUAUGGUCAUUCUCGGUUUGAGUUUGAUCAUCUAUGGUAUCUUUGCUAUUGCCAAUGCCUAUUACAAGUAUUUCCCAACACCGCCACCUUCACGAAUACCACUCUAUGCCCUGACAACUGCCGAUGCCGACGACGACGACGACGACAAUAAUAUUAUCAUUAGCGGAAAACAGGGUGAAGAUGUUGCGUCAGGUGUUCAGUCAUCGCAGCAACUGCAACGAUUGGAAGGUCAAGAAGGACAGGAAGAACAAGAAGGUGACCGCAGGAAUGUAGUAGCAGGAGUGGCGGCUGAUCAUCGGCCAGGUCCCAAGAUUUGGUGGCGCCGGCUAUGGAUGCGUGUGUACCCAACAAGCUCAGCUAAUCGCAACAGCACAGACGAUAUCGAGAAGCAGCAGCAAUAAGCCAUACCAUUAACACACAGCAUGUCUGCUAUUUUAUUAUCCUUGUACUCUUUUACAUAGCAUUCAACAUUCCCAUUACGACAGGAUAUGCACAUCAUUUCUUUACCAUUUGCUCAUCAUUUGUAUACCUUUACUAUACUAGAUACACCCUACUUGCUAAUUUAAUGCAACAUUUCAAUUAAUUCCUUUUUUCGUUAUGAUAUACACCCAUUACAUUAUUGCACUACUCGUGUAUUAUAAUCUUUUUAUAUAAAAAUUUAAUUUCUACUGUACAUCAUCAAGUUAUAGAAUAUGCAAGAGCAAGCGUCAGUUUACUCGUCUCUUGUUUGUCUCAUACUUUGAAAGGG